Phyllotreta striolata is the source of this 1218-nucleotide messenger RNA. Lineage: Eukaryota; Metazoa; Arthropoda; Insecta; Coleoptera; Chrysomelidae. The record is from the annotation of a GenBank genome assembly.
AUGGCCCUUUUGAAGAACACCAUAACAAAAUUGACGGCGUUUGCCGGGCACAGGGGCAUCGCCUCCUUGAGCGCCCUCUCGGAGACCCACCAGAUGCUGCAGAAGACCUGCAGGGACUUCGCCGAUGGCGAGCUGAAGCCCAUAGCGGCGAAAUUGGACCGCGAGCACCUCUAUCCCAGGGACCAGAUCAAAAAAAUGGGCGAACUCGGCCUGAUGGGCAUGACCAUACCGGAGGAGUUCAACGGUAGUGGGCUCGAUUACCUGGCGUAUGCUAUAGCAAUGGAGGAAAUAUCCAGAGGAUGUGCUAGUGCAGGUGUAAUCAUGUCGGUAAAUAAUUCCUUGUACUUGGGGACGAUACACCAGUGGGGAACAAGGGAACAGAAGGAAAAAUUCAUUGUGCCAUUUACGUCCGGAGAAAGGGUAGGCAGUUUCGCGUUAUCGGAACCAGGAAAUGGUUCCGACGCAGGCGCAGCUUCGACCAUCGCCAAAGAGGAAGGGAAUCAUUUCGCAUUAACCGGCACGAAAUCCUGGAUUACCAGCGGUUACGAAAGCGAGGCUGUCGUAGUUAUGGCCACAACGGACAAAAGUUUAAAACACAAAGGAAUAUCCUCGUUUAUCGUUCCCAAACCGAUAGAAGGACUCGAAUUGGGGAAAAAGGAAGAUAAAUUGGGCAUCAGGGCGUCGUCCACUUGCAAUUUAAUAUUUGAUAACUGCAAAGUUCCCAAGGAGAAUUUAUUGGGUAAACCAGGAAGCGGAUUCAAGGUGGCUAUGAUGGGACUGGACGCAGGAAGGAUAGGAAUAGCCGGUCAAGCGCUGGGAAUCGCCCAAGCAUCCCUGGAAGUUGCAGCCGAAUACGCCUCUAAGCGUUUAGCGUUCGGUACACCCCUCACGAAGCUUCAGAUCAUCCAGCAAAAACUAGCCGAAAUGGCCGUUCGUUUGGAAUCCGCGCGAUUGCUAACGUGGCGGGCGGCUUGGCUAAAGGACAACAAGAAGCCCUACACGAAAGAGGCCGCCAUGGCGAAGCUGGCCGCUAGUGAAGCUGCCACGUUCCUCAGCCACCAGUGUAUACAAAUUUUGGGCGGAAUGGGGUAUGUUUCGGAUAUGCCAGCAGAGCGCCAUUACAGAGACGCUAGGAUUACGGAAAUCUACGAGGGGACGUCGGAAAUCCAAAAACUCGUCAUCGCUGGGAAUCUGAUCAAAGAACUCGGAUUGAAUUGA